Molecule: messenger RNA, 6353 nt
Organism: Hylaeus volcanicus
Lineage: Eukaryota; Metazoa; Arthropoda; Insecta; Hymenoptera; Colletidae
Gene: Hel89B
Product: TATA-binding protein-associated factor 172
Exons: 15
Coding region: 220-5946 (1908 amino acids)
Molecular function (GO): TBP-class protein binding; ATP-dependent chromatin remodeler activity; ATP binding
Source: RefSeq, a predicted model, not a curated record
UAUAAAUUUGAUGGUUGUAACAUGCGUUUCUCUCCGAAAAAUUUGACAAAUAGUCUGUCUAUCUGUCGACUUUUUCAAAAUACGCAGCGUAAUGUGAUUUUCGAGGAAUCAAUACAGUGGGAAACGGCUAUGCGGGUUAGCUGAAGAAUAACGGUUGGAUUAAUUGUAUUUUAAAAUCAGGUUUUCAUAGCUGUUUGUCGAUCGAUAUUGUUCGUAAAUAUGACAUCAAGGUUGGAUAGAUUGUUUAUACUAUUGGAGACAGGAACAAAUGCGGUAACUAAACGAGCCGCAGCGCAACAAUUGGGAGAAGCGCAGAGGUUACAUCCUCACGAUUUACAUCAUUUGUUAGCAAGAGUUUCUACUCUUUUGAAGUCUCCGCAAUGGGAUACAAGAGUUUCGGCUGCACAGGCUGUGCAAGCUAUACUCGCUCAAGUUCCUGCUUGGGAUCCACAAUAUUUUAAAAAAGAAAUAUGUACAGAAGACGGAGAAACAAAAAAACAUGUACCAAAUAAUAGAUUAAAUUUGGAGGACUUUGAUAUGGAAAAAGUCUUGGCGCGUAGUUCGCAUCUGACUGGAUCGGAAGGCAGCGAGUACGAUUUAAUUGCUGCCGACGGAGAACAAACGCCUAAUCAAGACGAAAAAGUUAUUGCUGCCAAGUUGGGUCUUCAUCCAAGAUUAAUGGGCGUCGAUACGUCGGAUUUGUUUACCACCGAGGAUCUUACACCGGCAGUAUUAUCACCUACCACGAAUACACAGAUGAAAAUGUCCGUGGGUGAAACGUUAAAACAACCCGGUGGACUUAGCAGACGUGAAAUGAACAGAGCUAGACGCAAGGCACGUCAGUCAGUUUCGAAACAACGCUCGCGAGAACCAGAUGACCAUCGCAGCAACGAUGACUAUCAUAAUAAUUCAAAUGCUCAAUCACCCGUUAAUAGCACAGGCGAAUCGUUAAAUAAAAAAAUAAAAUUAGAAGAAGUGAUUUCAUCGGAGAUGAAUCUUAAUUGUAAUACGCAAACUGAAUCAACAAAUGGAGUACCAGACAGUACCGGUUGCUGGCCAGAUUCUGUGAUAGAUUGGCCUCUAGAAUCGUUUGCCGAAAAUCUUUGUCAAGACUUGUUUAGUCAAAAGUGGGAAGUAAGGCAUGGAGCUGCGACUGCUUUACGAGAACUUAUUAAACUCCAUGGGAAAGGCGCAGGUAAAUCGAGAGAUCAGACUGCGGAUGAAAUGGAAGAAGCUCAUUAUCAAUGGAUCAUAGAUGCCGCUCUACGUUUAUUAUGUGUGUUAGGAUUAGAUCGAUUCGGGGACUUUGUUUCCGAUCAAGUUGUCGCACCCGUUCGAGAAACGUGUGCUCAAGCGCUAGGUUCUCUUUUGUUACUAGUGCCAAAUGAAAAAGAUAACGAUGAAAAAAAUAAGGGUGUCGUGGGAAUACUUUCGGUUAUGCUGAAACUUUUAGAACACGAUGAAUGGGAAGCGAGGCAUGGUGCAUUACUUGCGCUUAAAUAUUUACUCGCCGUACGAGACGAUUUACUAGACGAUAUAUUACCAAGGGUCUUUCCGGCCAUCAUGAAAGGUCUUUCCGAUCCUGUUGACGAUGUAGGCGCUUCUGCGGCCAGCGCGCUGAUACCAGUGGCAUCUGCUCUCCCACGAUUAUUGGAACCAUCCGAGUUGGAAGCUGUUGUAAUUCGCCUCUGGGAACUUUUACGCGAACAAGACGAUCUCGCAGCGGCAUGCAACAGUUUUAUGGGGCUACUGGCUGCUAUACUUUCGCUACCUACGGCUCGUGCUUGUCUUACACCUCAGCCAUUGUCACAGGUUUUGCCACGAUUAUGGCCAUUUCUUAGUCAUUCUAGUUCGAGUGUCCGUAAAGCAACGUUGCAAACGUUACAAACGUUAACCGGAGAUGACGGUGCUCGCACCGAAGAUCGAAAAGAACGAUGGGGUGAAGGAGGUGGACUCGUAUUACAGGAAGCUCUUCGUCAUGUAUUUCAACGUGUACUUAUCGAGCACGUAACUGCCAUACAAGACAUAGCCGAACGCGUUUGGGAGAAUCUAGUCGUACAGAGCGAUCUCGAACUAUUAUUGCACGCGGCGUGUCCUCUGGUCAGCACGUGGCUCUGCCUUGCCAUGCAACCAGAACACGUGCCAUUUAAUCCAAACUUAUUAAUGACUAUAAGUUCGCCUAAUAAAGGAACUAAGAGUAAUCAGAUUAUCGGUAGCUGCGACGGGCAAUCGGAUACCGGUAACAACGGAGGAAACAACGCUGCAAGCGGAAACACAAAAUCGAUAUCCGAACUGAAAGUUUAUAUCGGUGGGAUCGAGACUGUAGCUCAGAAUAUAAGGAAAUCAAACGUGGUCCAAGCUCGUUGUAGAGCCGCGCGUAUGCUUGGAUUGCUAUCGCAUUACGUAGUCCAACCAGCGCCAGGUGUUACUUAUACACCGGAUAUACCUAGUCCUGCACUUUGUUACGCUAAAGUAUUACUGGCACAUCUUAACUCGCGCUCGGCAUUGCAGCGCACCGUCGCAGGUUUGACGAUGUCUCACUGGGCGACUGUGAACGAUACAAAACCGCCUACGAUACCGGACAUUCUCAGGGACAAACUCUUGGGGUGUUUAAACGAAUGUGUAUACUAUGACGAGAUUGCCGCAUCUUUCACUCGACUAAUACACGACAGCCGUGAUUACAUUGCCACUCUCAAACAUUAUAAAUUACCUGUUCCUAUCGAAACAGAUGCAACGGGGGUAAUGACGCUCGAUCAAAUUGCAAGCCUUGCCGGGAAACCAAUUUCAGAGCUUAGCGGCAUGGGCAAUGCGACAGGUUCCGGAGGACCGAGUGGAGGAAACAUUAGCUGCGGUCCGAGUACGAUUAAAUUAAAGCCAAAGUUGAUAGAAAGUUUGGAGGAAAGGCGAAAAGCGUUGGAAGUGGGCGCUGCUGACACAGCAGCGCAACAGCUUUCCCACAACGUUAUGUCAAUGGCUGCGCUUGCCGGUGCCGCGACGAUGUUGCAUUGCCUUCCUCCGUCCCCGCAACCGCUUAAUCCUUUAGUAAAACCUCUAAUGGAAGCUAUUAAACGCGAGGAAAACGAGGAGCUACAGAGAUUAGCUGCAAAACAUUUGUCGUACCUAGUCGACCUUUGUCUAGAUAGAAAACCUUCCCCUAAUGCAAAGAUAUCGACCAAUUUAUGUACAUUCCUGUGCUCGGAUAUCGAAUUCACGCCUCGCAUAAAUAUCGAGACGGAUGCGGAUCUUUCCGAUGGAAUUCUUACUUUAAGCAAUAGACAGAAACACGCUGAAAGAGUAGCUUACAAUCGGGGGGCGACGAGUGGUCUCGGCGGAGGAAGGGGACCAGGCCGGCCACCCACGACUGAAAUUCCUUUGGAAGAGCUGCUCGCUUGCGAAGAACCCGAGGCGAAAGCCGCCAGAACGCGUCGACGCGGAGCUACUUUGGCGCUUACCGCUAUAGCUACUCAUUUCGGAAAUCAAUUGCCUAUUCGUUUACCGCAUCUCUGGGAACUAAUACUACCGAAUCUAUUACGAGAAGAUAAAAAGAUCACCGGCCGUGAAAAUACUCAAGAAGAAGUGAAUCAGUUAAUUUUUGGUUUACAAGUGUUGGAAAUUUUGGCUCCGAGUCUAGACAAAGCUUUACUGCCUCCUGUUUUAGGAUGUCUUACGUGUUUGUGUAAAUUACUGGCUCAUCCGUACAAAGCUGUUAGACAUAUGGCAUCGCGAUGUAUUUCCGUAUUGGCUACGUUAGAUACGGAGAAGGUAAUUAUACAUAUUAUGAACAGCGUAAUACCGCUUUUAGAAGCAACUGGCGGAGAAAAAGUGUAUUCGACGACGGUAACGGCACCGAGCGAGGUAGAAUCUGUAAGGCAAGGUGCAGCCGAGGCAUUGACAUGCCUUGUCGAAAAUUUAGGUGUCAAUAUAGUUCCAUACGCUGUGCUUUUCAUGGUUCCUUUACUUGGCCGUAUGAGCGACCAAAAUCAAUGCGUAAGACUAGCUUGUAGCGCAACGUUUGCGACACUCGUACAACUUCUACCCCUCGAUCCUGGAGCGAUUACCGACCCACCAGAUUUGGUGGAGAAGAAAGCUCAGGAACGACGGUUCUUGGAACAACUUUUAAAUCCACGCAGUAUUCCAGAUACCGAACUACCGAUCCCUGUUGCCGCAGAGUUGCGUUCUUAUCAACGGCAAGGCUUGAACUGGCUGAAUUUCUUAAAUCGUUAUCGACUUCACGGCGUACUAUGCGACGACAUGGGUCUUGGAAAAACGCUACAGACGCUUUGUAUAUUAGCGCUGGAUCAUCAUCGUAAUCCACACGCCCCGCCGAGUCUGGUAGUGUGUCCGCCGACUUUGACCGGGCAUUGGGUGUACGAAGCAGAGAAAUUCUUCGAAACGAAACAUCUUUCGGUGUUGCAAUUCGCCGGAACACCGCCCGAACGUGAAAAACUACGGCCAAAAGUUACUUCCCAUAGAUUGAUCGUUGCGAGCUACGACAUAGUGCGUAAGGAUAUCGAUUACUUUGAAACACGUCAGUGGAAUUAUUGUGUGCUUGACGAAGGUCAUGUGAUAAAAAAUGGAAAGACGAAAAGUGCAAAGGCGACGAAACGAUUACACGCCAAUCACAGGCUCAUACUGUCGGGAACGCCAGUGCAAAACGACGUACUCGAACUGUGGUCCUUGUUCGAUUUCCUGAUGCCGGGUUUCCUGGGCACCGAGAAACAAUUUGCGGCGAAAUACUCGCGUCCAAUUCUAGCCUGUAGAGAACCUAAAGCUGGACCAAAAGAACAAGAAGCGGGUGCUUUGGCUAUGGAAGCACUGCAUAGACAGGUUCUACCAUUUUUACUUCGAAGAAACAAGGAAGACGUUCUCCAAGACUUACCACCGAAAAUUACACAAGACUAUUAUUGCGAUCUAUCCACGCUGCAACGUACAUUAUACGAAGAUUUCCGUACCCGACAUUCUGCUAGUAUGUUUUAUAACGCGACGUGUACCGCAUCCGUCAAGGAUCCUCAAGGUGGGCAUGUGUUCGAAGCGUUGCGAUACCUACGUAACGUUUGCAAUCAUCCGAAAUUAGUGCUAAAUCCACGGCAUCCACUCUAUCAAUCGGUGUGCAAUUCGUUGAAGCAACAGAAGAGUAGUUUGGCCGACAUAGAGCACGGCGCUAAAUUACCCGCGUUGAAACAGUUGCUAUUAGACUGCGGUAUCGGACAACCGCAACAGCAACAAAACCGUAAUUCCGUGUCUGCCGGCGGUACGCCGGAUAAUCAACCGCCGCAACAGCAACAAUUGGUGAGCCAGCAUCGAGCUUUAAUCUUUUGCCAGUUGAAAGCGAUGCUGGACAUAGUAGAAAAGGAUUUACUGCGCACACAUCUGCCGACUGUUACGUAUCUUCGUCUCGACGGAAGCGUACCAGCAACGCAAAGGCAUUCCGUGGUUGCCCGCUUCAAUGCCGAUCCCUCGAUAGAUGUACUCUUACUGACGACUCAAGUCGGUGGACUUGGCUUGAAUCUAACCGGCGCAGAUACCGUCAUAUUCGUGGAACACGAUUGGAAUCCUAUGAAAGAUCUUCAAGCGAUGGAUCGAGCGCAUCGUAUCGGACAGAAAAAGGUUGUCAACGUGUACAGGCUUAUCACUAGAUCUACGGUAGAGGAGAAAAUUAUGGGACUUCAAAAGUUUAAACUUUUAACGGCAAACACUGUGAUUUCGACGGAAAACGCUUCAUUGGAGACGAUGGCUACCGAUCAGUUGUUGGAUUUAUUUUCUUUGGACAGCGGCAGAGGAAAGACGGCUGACGGUCAAGGAGACGCUGGAUCAAAAAUGGCUCUUCUCCCAGGUGUUAGUCGUUCCGUCUUGGAUAUCCUUCCCGAGUUGUGGGAACAACAACAGUACGACGACGAAUACGAUUUCGAUUCAUUUUUAUCGAAACUGAAGGCUGAUACCCAAUGAGCUUUUCAUUUUAGCGAAUCAGGCUUACCGAACCGCGUAUCGAUUCAGCAAAGUCGACGCGUAUUUAAAAACUGGUUAUGUCGUCGUGCAAACGUACGUAAAGCAAACACCGGUCAACAGAAAAGUCGAUAUAUCCCCGCGUUUCGUUCUCAUCCAUAGACUGAAAACCGAAAACUGAAAAUAACGAAUAUUCUUUUAUUAGAAAAUAAAGACAAGAAGAUACGAUAUGUGAAUCACCUACCGAAAAAAAAGAAAAAAGAAAAAAGAAAAAAGAAAAAAAAAGAUGUUCGGAUAAAUAAGCUGCAGAUAACAUUGAUUAAGUACUAUAAGUAAGCGAGUCUUGUUUAUUUAUAAUAACUUAUAAAAAUGUCGAUGCAAAUACAAUUCCGUAUUUGUACCAACUGACA